This is a messenger RNA of Dentiscutata heterogama, 858 nucleotides long. NCBI's taxonomy places the organism in Eukaryota, Fungi, Glomeromycota, Glomeromycetes, Diversisporales, Gigasporaceae. The record is from the annotation of a GenBank genome assembly.
AUGGAAGAGUACAAAGUUAACGUUGGCGGUAGAAUUUUCCAAUUUUCUAUUGAUAAUUUAACGCGUGAUUCACCAAAUCUUUUAACCGAACACUUAUUGUCAGAGUCUCAAGACGAAGUUUUUUUUGAUCGUGAUCCUGAUGUAUUUGAAUUUAUAGCCAAACAUCUAAGAGGAUAUAACAUCUUUCCAUUAAUAAAAGAAAACUUACCUGUGGGCUGGAAUCUUUAUAAUUUCAUACAAUGCUUAACGCAAGAUGCGUGUUUUUUCAAACUUAAAGGGCUUUUCUUCUCCAUUCGUCCAUUUUAUUACUUUGGCGCUAGCCCAACUGCUAUAGACAUUUUUUCUCGUGAAGAAAAGACUGUUUUCAAUUUUCAAAAAGUCAAUCCAACCAAUCUUCAUAUUGAAAAUGAUGAUGUCAUGCACGUUGUUCAAGAUAAACGCAUUAAAGCAGAAUUUUUUACUGGAAAUAUAGUUUGGGAUUUAAUUUCGGAUAAUAAUUGGGAAUUUAAAUUUAUCAAUAACUUGGAUAAUGUAAUGAUUAAGAGAAUUUCUAAAGAGAUUCGACCUCAGGCUGAUCAAAAUGUUGAAUAUUAUAUUGGUGAAUCGGGUGGUGCAUUUUUUUCUAUUGAUGAUAUUGAGAUGAACGGAAAUGAUGUUUAUGAUCAUACUGUGGAAAGAUCUUUUCCACUUCAACAAACGAAUCGACCUUUUUCCUGUGUAAGAAUAUGGUUAAAAAAGUUGGUAUUUUCUUUACGAAUACCGAAUGACCCGAAUAAGCCAUUGAUUAUAGUGCCUAUAUGGGGCAUUGGGCUUACGCAAAUUUAUCACAAGUCUUUGAAAUAUGUAAAGUUUUUCUAA